AACCAGACUUGAAAAAUAAAUGCCUGUGGCCUCACGCUCGGACAGCCCGUGCUUUUCCAAACACCACCGCAAAGUCAGAUUCGGUUAUGUUGAUGAUCUUGGCGUAACUAAGAACCAGCUACCAGAGAGGUGUGACAAGAACCGGUUCAGCAAAACCGGUCGCCGGGUCGACAGUCAGCUUUCUCGAAGGACACACUCGUUUACUAUCAAUCGAGCCUUUCCCUGUGCAGACGGACGAUUCGUUCGUUUAUCUCGAAUUUCUACACUCCCAUGUUACGCCUCGAGAUAAGCGGUCGUCACACAUUCACUAAUACUCACCACUGUUUGCUCGCUUGUGAUGAGAUCGGGAGACCUGAUCCGGGCGAGGGGCAACCCACCCAUCUCGGAUACCCGCUCUGCCUCUUUCGAUCCAACCGCUGCUGGCUGUCAUACGUAUGCGUACAACUGGCUGUAUGUUUCUUACACCGCGGACGAUGUUGUUGUUUUCGUGCGGCUUUAAAUUGCGACGCGAACCACGCCGAUUCUUUAGUCGGUGCCAGCAUUUCAGAUCGUUACGACAGUGUUCUCGGAGUCCCUCCGGAAAAGGCGAAAGGAAAAGCAAGCAAGCAAGUGGCUCUUUAAAGAAAGCGUGACCGAAGCCGAACAGUUGUAUAAUUUUCCAAAAGUCCUAAUAGUUCUUUCGAUACUGCCAAGUUGUCUAGCUGGUUCCGAUUGCAAAACGCACGGUUUCAGUGUCUGUAUUCAAGUGUUCGCCAAAAAUUAGUACAAAUUAACCGAUAAGUACCUGAGAGUAACGCCUCGCAUCAUCGUCAUCAUCAUGUCAGCAUCACCGAUUGCCCGUCAAGCCUGCAGCCAGAUGCAGGCCAUUCCAUCGAAGAGAAUCCUCAUCCAUGACGCCUCGGAACUACCGGAUCUGUACUCAUCGACACCCGGUGGCACGCUGUAUUCUACCACACCAGGAGGUACCCGCAUCGUGUACGAGCGUGCCUUCCUGAUGAAUCUGAAAAACUCCCCGCUCGCCCGUACUCCGCCGUCCAACUUGAGCAACCUGCCGCACAAUAUCUUGCGGAACAGCCCGAACAAGCCGCUGAGCAACAAACCGAAGCCGUCGCACAACCAAAGCCAGAACUCGCCGCCGAAAUUCGACGAUCAUCAGGAACAGUUCGACAUGGACCUGUAGAAGAAGGUGGCAUCUCGUGCCCCGGGCGAGGAAUGCUUGGUACAGGGCGGGCUCUUUGUUAUAUUGGAUUAAGAAUAAGUCUACGUUAAGUUUAUUCUCGAUAUAAACUUUAUAAGUUUAUGCUAUUUUAUCGUUGCUAAGAUUAAUGUAACAAAAAACUGCUCUGCUACAAACGUACACUAGCUGGGAGAACGUGCCUAAAUCAACACGUAUGUUCGAGGAAAAUCCCGUACGAAGACUGCUAGAUACAACAUCAGAGCUAAAUAUCUGAAAAAAGUCGAAAAAAACCCUAAAUCGAAGACAGUGUGUUCUUAGAUACCGUUCGGAUACGUUGUGGAAGUUUCGUUUCCACUGUCCACUGUCAAUCAAAGUCACCUGUCCCUUCAUGUUCCCAGCGGUAUUUGUUCGCGAAACGAUCGCGGGACGUUUGUGAUAGCGGAUGGCCGAUCUAUGGGAUCGGAACAUUCAUUUCUAAGUUUAAUUUGGAUGUAAAGUUAAUUGCUACUGUUCACAGGACACCUAAACUACUAAGUAUUGAACAUCUAAAAGGUUGCUCCAAUUUGUUCCACCAGUGGAGUCUUGAACCAUUUUUCAUUGUUAGAAUAAAAUUUGUUAUGCUAAACAUUUAUGAUUCAGAUAUCGUAUGUAUAAAUAAAGUCUGCAAUUGCAAAGUCAAUCCAAACAUCAGACGUAGGCGACAAAAAAAAGGCUGGUCACGGCUUGAUAUUUCUCGCCAAACAUGUGAAAAGGGCCCAUGUGCCAUAUGUAAACAAGCCAAAUUUUCUCGUUUUUUGAUCAAUACAAGCGAAAUCUGCUCUUACCAAUAAGAUUUAUUGAUAAAAGAAUUCACUCUUUAUCAAAAAAUCUUAUUUGUAAGAGUAGAAUAAGCUUGUAUUCAUUGAAAAACGUGAAAUUGUGGCUUGUUUACAUAUGUCACAUGGGCCCUUUUCACAUGUUCAGCGAGAUUUUGUAAUUAUAACUAAUGUUCUUAAGUUAAUAAAAAUGUAUCCAAUACAAAAUAACCUUCACUAGCAGAGAUGAUGCGGAUCACAGUUUGAAUCUAAUUUCAAUUACAGUUUUUUAGAACCAUGAUGCAAUGAUAUUUUAUUAAUGACAAAUAUAUUUCACCUAAAGAUUUGAAAUCGUAA
Molecule: messenger RNA, 2328 nt
Organism: Wyeomyia smithii (pitcher-plant mosquito)
Lineage: Eukaryota; Metazoa; Arthropoda; Insecta; Diptera; Culicidae
Gene: Thor
Product: eukaryotic translation initiation factor 4E-binding protein
Exons: 2
Coding region: 818-1180 (120 amino acids)
Biological process (GO): negative regulation of translational initiation
Cellular component (GO): cytoplasm
Molecular function (GO): eukaryotic initiation factor 4E binding
Source: RefSeq, a predicted model, not a curated record